GUCUCCGGAAGCUCUGGCUACCCUGUUAACGUGUCCGGUGAGUGAGGCGCGUCGCAAAAGGUCGCGGCGGAACUUCCCUGCGCUUUUCAGACCAUACGCUUUACGGUACUAGGCAUUGCUGAGCUGGGAGAUGUCGGCAGCGGGUUGGGAGGAACCGUGGGGUCCUCCCGGCGGCUUUGCGAAGCGGGUCCUGGUGACCGGCGGUGCUGGUUUCAUUGCAUCACAUAUGAUUGUCUCUUUAGUGGAAGAUUAUCCAAACUAUAUGAUCAUAAAUCUAGACAAGUUGGAUUACUGUGCAAGCUUGAAGAAUCUUGAAACCAUUUCUAACAAACAGAACUACAAAUUUAUACAGGGUGACAUAUGUGAUUCUCAUUUUGUGAAACUGCUUUUUGAAACAGAAAAAAUAGAUAUAGUACUACAUUUUGCUGCGCAAACACAUGUAGAUCUUUCAUUCGUACGUGCCUUUGAGUUUACCUAUGUUAAUGUUUAUGGCACUCACGUUUUGGUAAGUGCUGCUCAUGAAGCCAGAGUGGAGAAGUUUAUUUACGUCAGCACAGAUGAAGUAUAUGGUGGCAGUCUUGAUAAGGAAUUCGAUGAAUCUUCACCCAAACAACCUACAAAUCCUUACGCAUCAUCUAAAGCAGCUGCUGAAUGUUUUGUACAGUCUUACUGGGAACGAUAUAAGUUUCCAGUUGUUAUCACAAGAAGCAGUAAUGUUUAUGGACCACAUCAAUAUCCAGAAAAGGUUAUUCCAAAAUUUAUAUCUUUGCUACAGCACAACAGGAAAUGUUGCAUUCAUGGGUCAGGGCUUCAAACAAGAAACUUCCUUUAUGCUACUGAUGUUGUAGAAGCAUUUCUCACUGUCCUCAAAAAAGGGAAACCAGGUGAAAUUUAUAACAUCGGAACCAAUUUUGAAAUGUCAGUUGUCCAGCUUGCCAAAGAACUAAUACAACUGAUCAAAGAGACCAAUUCAGAGUCCGAAAUGGAAAAUUGGGUUGAUUAUGUUAAUGAUAGACCUACUAAUGACAUGAGAUAUCCAAUGAAGUCAGAAAAAAUACAUGGCUUGGGAUGGAGACCUAAAGUGCCUUGGAAAGAAGGAAUAAAGAAAACAAGUUUUAUCUCCCAUCUUCUGGCCAUCAGGGUGCCAGCCACCUUUGCUCAUUCUGCCUGAUCAGCAUGACGCCAUCAAUGUGAUAGAUCAGUGUGACAUUCUACAGGAUGUUCAGGAGACCUGAGUCUCUUAGGAGAGCAGAACUUACUUACAUAGCCCUAAGGUGAUACUGCAAAUGCUCCCGGUUUCUGAUCGUUCAUGAUUGAGAUGGAAAAGAACACAUUCAGCAAAUCAGUGGCUGGAUACUAUGUUCCAGAGGCCUUCUAAUCCACUUCAGCCAAGAAGAUGUCACUUGAGCACAGCAGCUGGUAUGUAAGUUUGCCUUCGGAACCUGGUAUAUAAGUUUGGAUAUUUGUCCCCGCCCAAAUCUCAUGUUGAAUUGUAAUCCCUAGUGCUGCAAAUGGGGCCUGGUGGGAGGUGUUUGGGUCAUGGAGGAGAACCCCUCAUGCUUGACAUUGUCUUCGACAUAGUAAGUCCUUGUGAGAUCUGGUUGUUUUAAAGUGUGUGACACCUACUCCCACCCCCCACCCCCCACCCCCCGCCACUGCCUCUGUCUCUUGCUCCUGCUUUUACUGUGUAAUGUGCCUGCUCCCAAUUUGCCUUCUGCCAUGGGUAAAAGCUCCCUGAGGCCUCCCCAGAAGCCAAGGGAUGUCAGCACCAUGAUUGUACAGCCUGCAGAACUGUGAGCCAAUUAAACCUCUUUUCUUGUAAAUUACCCAGUCACAGGUAUCUCUUUACAGCAGAGCCGCUCCUUAAUUGAGCUGGCCUUGAUUGCAGUAAUUCACCAGGAUCUACUCAGUUCCAGCAGUGGCCAGAUUGGUGAAUUAAAUGGAGCUUUGGUGGGGGCCUCUCUGUAUCCUUGAGAUCUUCAAGGGUGGCAUCAUCUUCACCUCCUCCAAGGUGUGAUUUUGUGUUUUAAAUUGAGACGGGGGGGGUUGGUGGGGAGUCUCACUGUGUUGCCCAGGCUGGUCUCGAACUCCGGGACCCAAGUGGUCCUCCUGCCUCAGCCUUGAUUCUAAAGUGUUGAGUCAUGGGGGUGAAUCCCUCAUGGCUUCUUGACACUGUCUUCGUGAUAGUUCUCAUGUGAUCACUGCUCCCAGCUGUGAUUUUGGUUUUGAUUGACUAUCUCAGCCAGGGCAGUGGCCCAGCUGAGGCAGGUUUGUUACGUUUGCUUCAGCCAAGAUUAGGGCGCUGGUUGGGAAAAUCUAGGACUCUGACGCAAGGAUGAGAUUGUCCGAGUGGAUUCCUUUAAAGACCUCUGCAGCUUUUAAACUAUUAAAUCCUGAGUUUGGUCUUGGGCUUCUUCUGUUCUCCUACCUCAUGAUAAGGCCCUCACACUUAGUUGUCACUUAUUUCUUGUUCUCAACUUUUCAUUACCUGUCUGGAGGGCAUCAAUACAACUUAUUAAAGACCAGCAGUUCCACUGCCCUUGUAAGACUUGUUCUCCUUAGCUUUUCAAGUGCCUGAAUUAUUGCAGUAAGCAGGGCAGGGUGGUCCCCUUCCCAGGAACAUUCCCCCGAGUCACCACUAUGAAAGUUUUAGCAACUACAUCACUACCUUAUGCUAGGGAUUAUUUAUGUCCCUGCCUCACCCAGGAUGGUAUUCUUAUGACCAGCCAGGCAGAAAGUGAUCCAGUCUAAACCCAUCUUAUCAACUGUUUUGUUAGACCGCUCUUAGAAGUGACUGUGUCGUUUGGGUCCUCUGGGAAGUAGGGCUGAGGCCAAAUUAGAGGUGCUAGCAGUUUAUUAAUAGGAUGGGGAGUUAAUGCUUGUGAAAGAUACAAAAGAAGAAGAAAUCUUCAGGCUGCAGCGUAGAUCAGACAGCUGUGUUUUAAAGGAUAUCAGACAGCUGUGAAAAGGAAGGGGUGAGGAAGAGGGUUGGCAGAGUGAGCCUUAGAAUCUCAUCCAGCUCAAGAGGGAUCUGCAGAGCAAAAUCUCCUGAAAAAAAGUCCCACCUGGGCAGAAAUGGCUAGGUUCCCUGUUGUGCUCAGCCAUUGGCCAGGGGCUACUUAGAAACGGCCAGGUGGAUCCUGAAGGCAUUGCAAGUGGAAGCUGCUGGCUAACUGCACUCUUGCCAGCUGAAACGCAAGCUUUUUCUUAAAGGGAAAUCCAGAUGGUAGACCUUGAUAAUUGCCAUUUGUAGGGGAGGACGGGGUCUUGGAGUUUAACUGCUCUCUAUACAGACUUUCAGCCAAACCACUUGGUUUCAUUUGUUUGUUUGUGAGACAGAGAGUCUCACUUACCACCCAGGCUGGAGUGCAGUGGUGCAGUCUUGGCUCACU
Chlorocebus sabaeus (green monkey) is the source of this 3392-nucleotide messenger RNA. The record is from RefSeq and is a predicted model, not a curated record. NCBI's taxonomy places the organism in Eukaryota, Metazoa, Chordata, Mammalia, Primates, Cercopithecidae.